AUGCGUACAGUCCAGUCCUGGUGGGAGCUGGUGUACAAAGCGGUGACGGGAGGACCGUUUGGAGCGUAUGAAUUAUUUUAUUCCAACAGCACUCGUAACACCAACAAUCUUGCAGUCCAACAAUUGACCAAUCAGGUUCUAGACCACUAUAAAUCUGAGGUCCUGAAUAACUGGCAGAGUAAUGGUAUAUCUAAGAUCAGAGUUUCAUACUAUUCUGGGGAUACAGAGGCUCAGUACUUUGUUUUUAACGCAACCGGAGCAACAAAGACAGACUGGUUAAGUCGCUAUAGAAUAUUAGAGACGAGCUAUGACAUCUCUGCAUUUGCCGGAACAACUGGAAAACCAGGAGAAUAUUUUAGUAUAGAUGGUGAUAUAGCUCCUCCCGUAAUUAAGCGCAAUUUCUACAUUAGUGAGGGAUAUUACGGAUGUCCCUCUGACCAGGGAUGGGCCAUGAUGAUAGACGGACCUGGACCCUGUCCUAUGGACUGGGUGACCACCACAACUAUUCACUAUGUCAAUACCACAUCCCAUUCCCUCAUGCCUGGGCUGACUGCAGAUUUCAUGGCCAUUUUUGUGGAGAGAGGUAUUUGUCUGGGAAAAAGCGCCCAAACAGAUAAUAAGAAUCAACAGAUAGCAAAUCAAACAACUGACAUAGAACAGAGAAUAUACGAAAUCAAGACAAACCUCACCGUUCCUGUCAAUUCUACGUCACAAUACAUACGAAGCAAAACAUGCGCAGAAGAUGACAGGAUGUCGUCACGAGCUAUCGGAAGUGUGCUUGGAGCAGGUCUUUUAUCGUUUCUUGCUAUUUUCAUUUUGUUUUCGGAUGUCUUAAGGGUCUGCCGUUAUUUCACAAAAUGGAUAAAUGCAAUCUGCACUAAAAACAGAAGUAAAAGGAAUUCUUGA
Messenger RNA from Saccostrea echinata, 906 nucleotides. RefSeq lists its product as uncharacterized. Lineage: Eukaryota; Metazoa; Mollusca; Bivalvia; Ostreida; Ostreidae. The record is from RefSeq and is a predicted model, not a curated record. The transcript has 6 exons. The coding region runs from base 1 to 906 and encodes 301 amino acids.